Molecule: messenger RNA, 1554 nt
Organism: Eimeria maxima
Lineage: Eukaryota; Apicomplexa; Conoidasida; Eucoccidiorida; Eimeriidae
Exons: 3
Coding region: 1-1554 (517 amino acids)
Source: RefSeq, a predicted model, not a curated record
AUGGCGCCUCCUUCCAAGUCGCACAAACAAGCCAGCAGCAGCAGCAGCAGCAGCAGCAACAGCAGCAGCAGCAGCAGUAGCAGCAGCAGGAGAGUUGGUGUUGAUAGGGAGGAAGCUGCUACCCAGGACCUAGAUGGGGCCCCUAUACCACCUUCAAUGGGGCCCCCUCCUCCCUUAGGGGCCCCCCAAUUAGGGUCUACUUCUUCCUUACUUAAGCCUAUAUUAUAUCAGCAGGGGCCCCCAUUAGAUGAGGAGGACUGUGGGCCCCCCCCUCUAAUGUUCUCGGCCCGUAAUGUAGUAGAUAAGGGUACCCCAGGGGCCCCUAUGGGGGGCCCCCGGGGGGGCCCCUCUAAGGUAAAAGUACCCGUUCUAUGGGAGGCCCCCUACUCUUGUGGUAAUCCAGCAGUAGAGCGUAUUACGGGCAUAAUUAGGUAUCUAAGUACCCCUCCAAGGGGCCCCGAGGGGCCCCUAAGGGGGGCCCCCCCUUAUCAACCUGUUCCAGCAGCAGCAGCAGCAGCAGCAGCAGCAACAGCAGCAACAGCAUCAACAGCAGCAGGAGAAUCAGGAAAUGCUGAGGUGGAGGACUGUUGCCGUAGCAGCAGCAGCAGCAGCAGCAGCAGCAACAGCAGCAACCUCCCGUCUUCUACAGCAGCAGUUGGUGCCCCCCCUACUCCUCCUCCUCCUCCUCCUCCUACUACUACUACUGCUGCUGCUGCUGUUGCAGGGGAGGCCCCCCCCCUCUCUUGGAUGCCUGAGGGCCCCACGCAACAACCAGGAAAGGGGGGUGGGGGGGCCCCCUAUAGGCAACAACAUUCUAUUGGGAGUAGUGGGGGGGCCCCAGCCGGAGGGGGGGGCCCUUGGGAUAUUGGGGGGCCCCUGUGGGGGGCCCCACCAUGCCCUAUUGACCCAAGAACUAAUAUGGGGGCCCCUGGGGGCCCCAAAACACUUUCUUACUUCCCUAGACCUAUUGGGUAUGUUAAACCUAGUAAGGAUACCCUCUGUGUAAGGGGGCCCUCAUCAGCAGGAGCUGCAGCAGCAGCAGCAGCAGCAGCAGCAGCAUCUCCUGCUGCUGCUAGUGGUAGUGGGAGUGGUGCAGGACGAGCAGGUGGAGGAGGAGGAGGAGGAGCAGCAGCAGCAGCAGCAGCAGCUACGGAUGUGGAUAAAGAAGGGGGGCCCCCUGAUGAGGGGCCCCCAGGGGGCCCCCCUAGUAAUGAGAGAGACUUACAUUGGCGGGGCCCCCUGCAGCAGCAGCAGCUGCUGCUGCUGCUAAUGCUGCUAAUGCUGGUGCUGCUGCUGCUGCUACUACUACGGGGGGACAAGCGGAUACUGCAGCAGCAGCAGCAGCAGCAACAGCAGCAGCAGCAGCAACAGCAGCAGGGGAAGGUUGUAUUACUCAAUUAUCUAGUCCUAUAUCAGGGGCCCCCCAUGGUUCUCCUCUACCAGGGGGCCCCCCAACGGGCCCCCCAACUGGACCCUCUACUGGCCCUCCUACUGCCCCUCAUGGAGGCCCCCCUGGAACGCCACCUGGGGGCCCCCUGUCGUGUACCCCUAUAG